Plasmodium fragile is the source of this 4077-nucleotide messenger RNA. RefSeq lists its product as uncharacterized. The transcript has 3 exons. Bases 1 to 4077 code for a protein of 1358 amino acids. Lineage: Eukaryota; Apicomplexa; Aconoidasida; Haemosporida; Plasmodiidae. Gene Ontology annotation, cellular component: cytoplasm. Gene Ontology annotation, molecular function: ubiquitin protein ligase activity. Gene Ontology annotation, biological process: Ras protein signal transduction; protein ubiquitination. The record is from RefSeq and is a predicted model, not a curated record.
AUGGACAAAAAGAAUCAAAAGAAGAAAAAAUGCAAAGGGAGAAAAAAGGGAAAUAAUUCCUCAUCUAAUGUAUGUGGCAACCAUGACGAUGAUUUGAAUGAGGAGAAGGAAGCAGAUGGAAGAAGGGGACUCAACAUAAAUGAUCCGAAUGAGGAUAACCCUGUCCCUCUAAAUGUUCAAGUUAGCGACACUCAUAAGGCGGGAGAAGAGACGGGUGACAUUACACCUACUGGGCAAACUGCGCAAAAGGGCCAAAGUCCUACCAGUAGGGAUGAAGCAGAUAGAGAGGAAGACAAAAAGGGGAACACCCCCGAUGGGGUGACCAACAAGGCGAUGGACAAUGCGAAGGGCACAAAGAGAAAGAAAAAGAAAAACGCGCCUGUGACGAAUAUUUCCAACGAAGGAGCAAGCGAAAGUGCCAAAUUCAAGUCUGCACAUGACGAUGUGGACGAUUUUCUUAUGCCGAGUGGUGAACAAGGCGCGGAAGAACAAAUGAGCAGCCUCUUUCCCAACAUCGACGUAGAUGCUAUGUACUCCUUGCUUGCAGAAAAGGGAGAUAACCAAAAUGAAUUUUUAAGGGACCUAAAUAAAGAAAUCGAAAAAUUAAAAAAAAAAUUUAACGAUGAUAAUGUGCUGUCAAGUGUGCACAGAGACAGACACAACUUUAGUAGUAACUACUCCAUCAAGAGAGAUGGACAGAGGAGGGGACCACAGCAGCUCAUAGUGCGAGGUGAAGCGGCAAAUGCUCCGAAUAACAAAAAUGGUAAUCAUAACUCCAUUGACAAAUGUAAUGUGCGCCCCAGGUACACCCCUACCGAAAAAGAAAACUACAACUUUUACGAUAUGCUAAUGAGGGGACACCUUUUUUUAAGACUAAAAAGAAAAAUUAAAAAAAAAAAAAACAAAAAAUUUAAAAUCAGAACUAAGCAUUACCAAGUGGUGAGUGACUUGUGUGCCAUGAGAACUGAAGGAGGAACCAUAUCGAAGAAAAAGCGGAGGUACUAUAUAUUCAAUUAUAACUGCGGGAACACCAAAAUUCAGUCCAUCACGGGCUACAUCCGCUGCUUCAAGGGCUACCAUCUGUAUAGGGAGAACAGUAGUAACUCUGCCACUGGUAGCGGAACGAACAGCAGCCUCCGCAGCAACGUUCGCAACAGUCCCCGCGGCAGCCAGAACCACAGUGUUAAUGGGAGCCAUGACAGUUACAAUAUCGAGAGGACGCUAAGCGAGGAACGUUACACCCCAGGUGAAAUGGCCAUAUCGGUUCUGCUUUGUGUCAACGUGUCCAACUGUUUAUCCCCCUCGGAGUUCCUUGAGCUCCUACACCCCUUUGACAAUUUCAUAUUUUUUUUAAAAGUUUUAAACAAAAAAAACAAUGAAGAGUACAUGAUCUACUUUCUAACGUUCGAUGUGUAUGCAAAGAAAAUUAUGAAAAAGGUGAAGAGGAUUAGUAUUUUUAAUAUGAAAAAAAAGAAAAGAUUAAAAGUUUACAUCGUGAAGGACAUCACCAUGAAUGCCACGUCCAGGAUAAAGAAGAACACGCAACGGAUGGUACGCGUGAAGACGUUUUACGAGGAGGGGGGAGUGGGCCAUGCGGAUGGGAAGACUAACGGGAAGGGGAACCAGAAGGAAGAGCAUAGCUUGCCGCACACACAUGAGAAGAACAUCCCACCGUCGCGCAGAAGCAGAUUUAUCAACGCCCUUUACCUUAUUUCGCAAAACAAAUUACAGCUCUCCUGUGCAGUUUGCCUAGAGCCGCUGUACUCGGACAGCCUCAGUAAGGUAGUAUCGCACAUUUUUAAUUUAAACAUUGGAACGCAAAAAAGGAGGGAAACCAAGGUAAAGGACCUAUCCUCACCGAACCAGGACAGUGAAAAAGGCGAUGGCAUUUGCGAUAGCAAUGUCGCUGAAUGCGCUGUUGUGGUUCCCGCUGCUAACACCAGCACUGCCAUUUUUGGCGAAACGUAUUACAGGCAGCAUGAGCCAAGCGGAAAAAUAAGUCGGAGCAAUAGCAGUUCACGCAGCAAUACACGGAGGAGCGUGCGUGUGUAUGAAACGACAACGUUGGGAACGCAAAGGAAGAAGCGCCAGUAUUAUUGCGUUAAGACGUUGAGUAGUUACACCGCUGAGGACCGGAAGAGCUACUACUUAUCCGUUAUCUCCUUUAUCCAUAAUAUACAAAAAAAGUAUAACAAUCAAGUGAAGAAAAAAAAAAAAAAAAGUGAAAGGAAAACAAUUUUUAAUAACGUUUGCAUUAACAUCCUAUGCGGUCACAUAUUCCAUUCCAGUUGUCUUAAAAAAUGUUGUUUCACAUCUUGUCCCAUCUGCCGAUAUAAACAGUACAAUUAUCAGAUAGCUAAUUGUGAUGUAUGUGAAAAAAACCAAAAUGCAAAAAUUUGUUUAUUUUGUGGCUUUAUUGGAUGUUCUGUAAAUUAUGAUCGCUUGAACAAACUCAAGGAGCUAAAGAUAAAUGAAAAAAAAAAACUCCUCAGAAAAAAAAAAAAAUUGAUUGCAUAUAUUAAGUACACCUUUUUUCGAAUGGUAAAUUUUUUUAUAAAGAAGGGAAACUACAUUGUUGUGCCUUCGUUUGUACCGGCAAGUAUAGAUCAUCAGGGGGUUUGUGCCCAGUCCAUAGAGGUGGAAAUCAAAAGAACUAAUACGAAUGAACGCAUAUGUAGUGCCAUUUUUGAAGGCGAGCAAAAUGGACACAUGUGCGUCCUAGGGGGGGAAAGUACCCUUUCCAAUGUCAACGAAAACUGUGCAAGUAUCAACAGGGAGGUAGUAUCAAACCAUUUCACAGUGUCGAGUGAGGUAACGCCAAGUGAAGCAGAAAAUGUAAAUAAAAUUAAUGAAGCCCUCGCUAGUUCAACAAAAAAUGAUGUAAUCCACGCCCAUUUGCAAAUAAGUAGUGAAAGCCGUAAGGAUGCUAAUUCUGAGAUACACAUGUGUGCCGGAAAAAAAAAUGUCGUCGAAAGGCUGGACUUCUCUACAGACCACACUACGUGUGGGAGACAUAGGGGGCACUUGGCGAGGCAUCGUUUGCUCAGUUUUUUUUUCCGAUUUAGAAAAAUGGUGAGGUUAGACAGUAAGAAAGGAAAAGGUACCAAACGCUGGUGGAGGCAUAUAAAAGGUGAAAACAAAAUGGGCGCAGGGAAAACCAACCAGGUAAACGCUAGACAUGAAAAGAAUCGCCAUAAGGGGGGUAGAAUAAGUGGAGUUAGAAAUAGACGACCUGGGGCGCGUGAAAAUAGCGGACGAGCCGAGCGCGCAAGGGGCUCCAUCAACAAGUACGACAUCUUUACGAGAACCAUGAAAAUCCACAAGAAUUCCCUUGAGAAAAGAACAAAGAAAAAACUCAAGGACCACGCAAAAGAACAUUUUUGCGAAACCAUGCACAACUACUUCUUCGACAUUUCCAAAAAUUCAGUGUUCGAUUACAGCAGCAACUUGUAUAUAAGAAAAUUAAUAAAUUUAAAAAGUGGAAAAAAAAAUUUGAAAAAAAUUUACUCAACAAAUAUAAACAUCAAUGGAAAAGGAGAAAUCAUAGACAAAAAAAAUAUCAUCAUGUACAUUUACGAAUUUAAUCAAUUGUUAAGUGCGUUGUUGGAAAGUCAGCGAGACCAUUUCAUGUCCUGUAUUUAUGACUUGAAAAUAAAUUAUGAAAAUGCGAACAAGGACAACUCCAGGGAAGCGAGCAAAUGUUUGAAUGAGUUAAAAACGGCACAAGAAAGAAACAAACAGUUGAAAGUCCAAAUUCAAAAAAAAAUUAGCCUGCUUCACGAGAAGGACAAAACAAAUGCGGAACUGCUGCAGCAGCUCAGGAACGUCGAAAUUGUAAACGCAAAAUUGUGUAAAGAUCAGAAGCAAGAAAUUCAUAACCAGGAGGCUAUGGCCGAGGAGAAGAAAAAAAUAAUACAGGAGAAGCAGCUACUUAUACGCCAGCUAAACCAGCAGAUCAACGAUUUAUCCUUCCACAAGCAAGUAGCGGCCAAAUUCUCUCAAGAUUCUGGAAUGACGAAUUCGUCCUUCAUUAUAGGGGAGAAAAUGACUCCGAAGAGCAGGUUCAAGAAGCGGUAA